Molecule: messenger RNA, 941 nt
Organism: Xiphias gladius (swordfish)
Lineage: Eukaryota; Metazoa; Chordata; Actinopteri; Istiophoriformes; Xiphiidae
Gene: c16h2orf76
Product: chromosome 16 C2orf76 homolog
Exons: 5
Coding region: 239-661 (140 amino acids)
Source: RefSeq, a predicted model, not a curated record
CUGCCAAUAAAACAACCCGAGCAAUAACUACGACAGAAGAGAGGAGAAGUAGUGCUCGGUUAUCGACUCAUUGCGUCUUAAUUUCUGAAUAUUCUCGACUAAUCUGGCCUCAUCAGAUAUCCGAUGGUGUUGCCUCUGAACACAUGCUAAGCACAUCCAUGUCAAAAGACCUAGCUGUUUGACAACGUUUCGCAGAGCUAAUCAAUCGGACUGGCAGAGUGGUGUCCAGCAACAGGACAUGGACCGUGAAGCAGUAGUCACUGUUCGUCUGGUGAGGUCCUUCGAGCACAGAAACUUCAAACCAGUUGUGUUUCACGGAGUCAGUUUAGACCAAACGGUGCAGGACUUCAUGCAGCUUGUGAGAGACGAUAUUGCAACGAGACCAGAGCUUCCUCCUCCUUUUAAGAAAUACACUUACGACACAAUGAAAAUUAUCCACCAAGCACAUGGAGCAAAGGUAUUUAUCAUACUUUUGGGCCAGAAACGAGGUGUAUGUCUGAAGACUAAUGAGUUGGUGAUGAGUUUAGAUGACGACGAAAAGCUCAUUCUGCAAGAUGGCCAAACCCUUACAACUGCUGGCGUUGCAAAUGAAACAGAGGUGGCCUUCUUCAGGAAAGAAGACUACGGUCUCUAUAAAGCAAAUCCCAAAACUGCUUGGUGACCACAGUAUUUUACUUUAUAGCAGAGGAGAUUCUUAAAGGACAGAGGUCAAAGGUCAAGCAUGCCAGGACCAAUAGUAGAACAAGAAUGGUGCCAUCAUGUUCAUACUGGAGAGUUUUAUUUUGUGGGGUUGUUUUUAAAAUUGAAGCUUAUUAUGCACCUCUCUGGUAUGCCUUUUUUAUUUCUUUUCUUUUUUUUUUUUCUUCUGAUAAUUGUGACCAUGAACAUUAAUUUUCAGUGUUGUUUUAAAAUAUACUGAAUAAAGUUUUCUGAUAGCUGCA